Seminavis robusta is the source of this 2952-nucleotide messenger RNA. The record is from the annotation of a GenBank genome assembly. Lineage: Eukaryota; Bacillariophyta; Bacillariophyceae; Naviculales; Naviculaceae.
AUGACAUCACCCGACAAGCCACUUGUAGAAAGUCAACAGGGACAUUACAGCAGUCCCCACGACCACUCCGUCGGAGUUGGAGCUGUCUGGCCACAACAUGGAGCCCCUAAUCCAGCGUCUUCUCCCAUUCCUCCCGGUUUUGUAGCAGGCGUACCACGCAAUCAGGCAUCGCCUCCUCCCCCUGGCUUUAACAAAUCGUCGUCGACCCCGUCCAAAGCCAAGAACUUUCAGCCAGGAUAUACCGACCCUCGCAACGCACCCUCCGUCGUCGACACUAGAGGACCAAGCAGUGCUUUGUCUGCUGAAAUGGCACAGGCAACCGGUGGAAGAACCUCCAGCUAUGCCAAUUUGGCCGCUGUUCUGGGAACUGGACUGGCGGAAUCCAUGGACGAUGCCCUUGGUGGUGGAGAUCCACACGGCAACAAUAAUCAUGCUCAAGAUCUUAGCUUUGCCAGACAAUCGCGGCAUGCCAUGGCUCGGCGCCUGAUCGGCAGUCCUCCACGUGUUGAUCCCUUUGGAUUGGACAUAGGAGGUGGUUUGAUGGGGACAGCACCAUCCACUCUGGGAGGUGGGCUCCAACUCAAUAAUCAAGAUUUACACCUUCCUCCCUCGUCGGCGCCAAAGCAUGGCGGUGGAAGUCAAAGCGUCAGGUCAGAGAGUGAUCACUUCCAGGGCGGUGGAUUCCUACCGGGAACGUUCAACGAGGACGAAUUUGGAAAAGCUGAUCAAGCCCUCCUGCGACGUGACUUGUCUCCACUUAGCAUGUUUGGACCCAAUGCAGCUCGUCGAGGACAGCUUCCCGUCUCCAAAGAUCUAGGCGUCACAGUCAUGGAACCAGGGAAUGAACAGAGAACACCUCGUGAUAUACCCAACGCUGCAGAUUCGGGCUUUCCCGCUGACGAUGGAGGUGGCGUCCUUGCCGCACUCAUGCAAGAUCAGCAAGAGUACUGCAACGACCCUCAGUGUCAGCAACAGCCUCAACAACACUUAUACGAACAGAAACCUCUAAACAGCACGGCUACUUACGAGCUUGAACACGGAAUGCGAAACCUGUGGAGAGACGACGAUGCAAGCCUGGGACAGGCCAGUCGGCAGUCUGGAAGUCGACAACAAUCUCACUUGGAUCGAACCCUCAACAACGCAGACUCGCGUUCGGCUGGGUCGCAAUCGUCGAGAAAGAUUGCAGAGGCUGAGUUACGUCCUUUCCUUUGGGACACACGUGUGCCUCAACAUCAAAUGAUGUAUCGUGGAGGACAGCAACAACAGCAACAAACCUCCGUGGAUCCGAGUCGAUGUCUAGCCAUUCUGCGUGCGGCAAGCUUGCAAAUCCCUGAGGUCCGAUCAUCCUGUGAAGCGUUUGGUGUGAUUGACACCUUCCGUUCCGAUUUUGCCGACCGAGGAAUCAUUUUUGUUUCGUACUUUGACAUGAGAAGCGCCCAAUAUGCGGCCCUGGACUUGGAAGCGGUGCUGAAACGUCGUGAGAACGAUAGAGGAGGCAGUAGCCCGGAUGUUCGAGUGUACUAUUCCGUCCCACUGAACUCUUCGUCGCAGACAGACGAAAGUCGACUGAUCCUGUCCGACGUUCCUCCAUAUUUCGAUGAGCACUCGUUGAUAUCCAUGUUAUCGACCUAUGGAGCCGUUCGGUCUUUGAAGCGGCAUGGCGGGUACUACGGUGGGUCUUCGUUUGAGGUAGAGUUCCACAAUGUCCAAGAUGCCAAACAGGCCCUCCUUGAACUGUCCAGCACGCAGCCUUGGGGCGCGGACGUCGCCGUCGAGGUUGCAAUGAGACAACCUAUUGAUAAAAAGAGAGGCAGGGAGCUGUUGGGAGUGAUUGGUCGCUGGAGGCACGGACCAAAGUCACCGGCAGCAUCGAUAGCCAGAAACUUUGACGCUCCCUCGCAUCUCAACCACGGAGCCAUCAUUUAUCGCGGAGCAGAAUCGUCGACUUCGUCUUCACCAGCAGUGGCCGCGCCGACAGAGAUGACUCAAUUGGUACUCGGGCCAGAUGGACGAUACUCCUAUAUGGUUGUCAACAACCAAUCCAGUGGAUUUCCGCAGAAUCCUUCCAACGAUUUUCACUCUCCUUACAGGCGAAACCAGCAGCAGCAAGAGCACAUCGAGCCCCAAAGGCAACAGAUCGUACACGGGCCGAAUGGAGAAAUCUACAUCACGACGCUUGCGGUACCAGCGUCGUCUCAUUCAAACUAUCGACAGGGCGGCCCACAGUCUUCCCGAGAUUACUGGCAACCUUCGCAGAAUCGGAACGUAUCUUCCCAACCUCAAUAUUCGAAUGCUUCCUACCAUUCGGUGGACAGCCGAGAACGAGGGGACAGGAUGUCUGGCCCGUACUAUUCCAAUCAAAAUGAUCAUCACUCCCACGGUGGAAUGCAUCAUCAUAAUCAUCACCAGCAGCACCAUCCUCAUCCUCACCAUAGUAGUAAUGCCUCCAACGCAUCGGUUGAAGGAGGCGAGAAAGACAACAAACACUUGGUCCUGGACUUGGAAUCUGUUGAAAAUGGGCGUGAUGGUCGCACUUCGUUGAUGGUACGGAACAUCCCAAACAAGUAUACUCAGCAAAUGUUGUUGGCAGAAUUCACCGAGAAUGGCCUGGGACCGGGUGUCAUUGAUUUUUUCUACCUUCCAAUCGAUUUCAAGAACAGAUGCAACAGAGGGUAUGCCUUCAUCAACUUUGUUGACUUCAAGGACAUUCUACCGUUCCACCGGAGGUACUUUGGAAAACACUGGAGCACUUUCAACAGUGACAAGAUCUGCGAUAUCACAUAUGCUCGGAUCCAAGGCAAAGCGGCUAUGUUGAAACGCUUUGAGAACUCGGCUCUUAUGGAAAAAGAUGAGGAGUACAAACCCUUGGUGUUCAUCAGCCACGGCCCCGAGAAGGGCAAACGAAUUCCGUUCCCCGAAGCAGCAGCUUCACACCACCACCACCACAAGUAG